AUGGCAUUGUCGUCGCAGGCCCUUUCUUCAAAGAGCUUUAAGCGCAGUUACCUGAAGGCACUUACCAGCAAUACCAAUGGCCAACAGAGCAGGUUUGUCACAAACAAAAGAUUUCACCUCUUGAAUACUUUGCCAUCUCACCACCGUGCUUACUACUCAUCUUCUUCUGAUGAGGACGACCUUGAACAUGAGUACUCUGCUGCCGAACAAGAACAGCUAGAGUCAUCUAUCUUUGAUAGAAAGCGUCGGUUCUCCUUGCCAUAUAACAGAAGACUCUCUGUGGUUUCCAAGCCUAUGAGAAGAAAUAGCAAAUGUGUUGCUGACUCAAGCAAUGUAUUGAAGAACCUAAAUUCCAAUUCCAAUAUCACAAAAAUUAUUAGCGCCGCCACCGGCUCAGAAUUCAUCAAUAACAAUAAUGAUGAAGUUAUCAGUAAUAAUAUACCUCUCGCCAGUGAAAAUAUCGUACCACAAUGUCAAUCCUUGCCUAGUUCUGACAGAGCUGCUAGAGCCAGAUGCUUUGACUAUUUGAUGGGUGCUAUUGAUGAAGCUUGGGCUCGUUAUUGUGACACCACUUCAUUUGCUGAAGAAAGGAUGUACAAUCGUAUGGAUGCGUCCACCGACUUCCCAACCACUCCAAUGUCUGCUGCUAGCUCAGACUAUGAUUCAGAUUACAAAACUGAUGGAACAGAAUUGACAGAUUAUGAAUCAGAGUUUGAAUAUACCAACAAGAAGACUGUGUCUCAGCAGCCGGAAAGUAUCAAGAUUCAAAACCUUAAGGAUCGUCUAAUCAAAGCCAAGAAUUUUUUGCAAGAUUUUGUUGAUUCUGAUGAUUCCGAGGAUGUUGCUGCAUUUUGGGGUCGCUGGGACUUGAUCAAAUAUGCCACUAUUGAGUUGGUUGAAGAUGAUGAUGACGAUGAGGUAAUUGAAGAUACAAUUGAAGAUUUGGAAAAGGGUCGUUGCUUUUAA
This is a messenger RNA of Saccharomycopsis crataegensis, 966 nucleotides long. RefSeq lists its product as uncharacterized. NCBI's taxonomy places the organism in Eukaryota, Fungi, Ascomycota, Saccharomycetes, Ascoideales, Saccharomycopsidaceae. The coding region runs from base 1 to 966 and encodes 321 amino acids. The transcript has a single exon. The record is from RefSeq and is a predicted model, not a curated record.